AGUAAUUUAGCUUUACAUGCCCCUCACUUUUACCACUAACACUCUAACCCUUUAUGUAGAAUUUGACAAAUACAGUAACUAGGUCACGAUGCUCCAGUUGUCUAUCACUCCCAUAAACUACGCCAAUCCGAACCCCGUUCGAUUUUGCUGGAAGCUUCUUCGGACUCUGUGCACAAUCACGUUCAAAAGUUCCCGGGGCUAGGCUUUAAGCCACCCAUCCACCCCCUCGGUCGGCAUUCGUACCUUCGUGAGCAGCGGUCAUAAUCCAUAUUUUUCCUACCCAUAUUUCCUCCACCAAACAACCACGCCACGCUAUUUGCUGGAAAUGUUUUUGUGCUUUUGCAUUGCGCGUGCAUUUCCUCCUUGCAGGCUGCAGCGCAACAAACACACGAACAUCAUCAGCGUUGCAUCUUUUGCAUGCGCGGAAAACCCAUCGCCCGCAAUCGCCGCUGCCACUUCCCGUUCGCCCUCCCCCAGCAACUGGUGCUGAAAACUGAAAACAAAAGAAAGUAGCUGCGUGUGUGGGAGACCCGCGCCCGUUCCGCAAAGCGUCGUCGCCCGCGGUACACCUGUACCAGUGCGCCCCCUACCCGUGCACUCCGCAUGUAACGACGGUGGAAGAAAUAGGAAAAGAAAAGCGAAAGUACUAACCUUACCAGCGUGCCGAGAGUGGGACAGCAGGGGAGAGGGGAGGAACAAGCACGAAUGGUUCGCUUUUAAUUGGCGCUAAAAAUGGGAGCCCUUUUACUUGAGCGUGAUGGCAACAACAAUUUCCCUUACACCCUCCGGUAGCAGAGUUUGCAGUGCUGCGUUCCUCUCUUCCUCGCCGUUCGGCGCACGGGCGGGGCCCUUGGCAUGGAAAACGAGUGCGGAAAACAUUGCACGACGAUCCGGACACGGCUCGCAACAUAGACACAAACACAAGCGCAUGCACACACACACACACACACACACACCUAAUGCAAACGAACCUGACCGUCUCGCGGUUGUUCGUUCGUCUAAUUUUUCCACUUGCAGAUUUUCCACUUCAUCCCCACUCUUGCGCCGUUUUUGUUUUUUUUUUGUUUUUUUGGAGGGCUGGAAAACUCGCUUAUCUUUCGGAGUGGGGCUACCAUGCCGUGGAGGGCAGAAAACCCACCGCCACUGAUACGGUUGGGUUGGUUAAUUAAUAUAUAAAUAGGCUGGCACCGACGGAACAUUCAACCAGUAAACUUUGUACUCUCCGUCCAUCCAUAAGUGUAUCGAAAUGAAGUUUACGAUACUGGUGGCAUCGGUGGCUGUCGUCAUCACGGCAACACUGGCGCUGGAGUUCGAAAGCAGGAAGCUGCACCCGGACGCUGGCGUGCACGAUGACGGAGGGCUGUCGAUGCUGGAGCAAACGCCGGCCGAAGAUCGCCAGUGGCAGGCGGUGAAGAAGCACGAGAAGCGCCAGACGGGCAAAAAGAUCCACAUCUUUCUCGGCAAGCCGAAGGGCAAAAAGUCCAAGAAGCAUGCCGCCGGUGCCGACGGUGAGCCGGAAACGCAGACACGCAAAACGCCCGAGCUGACGACCCGCUCGGACAAGGGCGUGAUCGACACGACGUCGGACGCGCCGGAUGCGGCGGUGGGCGAAAGCCAACACUACGACAUCGGCGAGCAUAACAUCGUGAAGGAGAAGAUCAAGAUCAAGCACCAUCACCAUCACCAUCAUCACAAUCACGUCAAGACGGUGGUCAAGAAGGAACCCUACCCGGUGGAAAAGGUCGUCCAGGUACCGGUCGAGAAGAUUGUGCACGUGCCGAAGCCCUACCCGGUGGAGAAGAUCGUCGAGAAGGUGGUGCACGUGCCGGUGGAGAAGAUCGUGCACGUCCCGAAACCGUACCCGGUGGAGAAGAUCGUCGAGAAGGUGGUGCACGUGCCGAAGCCCUAUCCGGUGGAGAAGAUCGUCGAGAAGCCGAUUCACGUGCCGAAACCGUACCCGGUGGAGGUGAAGGUACCGUACCCGGUCGAGAAGAUCGUGCACGUGGACAAACCCUAUCCGGUGGAGAAGAUCGUCGAGAAGGUGGUGCACGUACCGAAGCCCUAUCCGGUGUACAAGCAGGUGCAGGUCCCCGUCCCUGUUGAGGUGAAGGUCCCGUACGAAGUUCCGAAGCCCGUACCCUACCCAGUGGAGAAGAAGGUCCCGUAUCCGGUCGAGGUGAAGGUCCCGGUUGAGGUCGAGAAGAAGGUCCCGGUGCCGGUAAAGGUGGAGGUGGAAAAGAAGGUCCCCUAUCCGGUCAAAGUGUACGUGCCGCAGCCCUACCCGGUGGAGAAGAAGGUCCCCUACCCGGUGCCGGUGAAGUCGGGCUCCUUCCCAUUCCCCUUCGACAAGGACAUUUCGAGCAGCUACGCGAACAGCUACGCGAACAGCUACUCGAACAGCUACUCCAACACGAAGCUGCAUCCGUUCGAGUCGCAGCACCACGAAGAGUACGCCGGCUCGGAUGAUAGCUACCGGCGCACCACCAAGACCGGCUACAAGAAGGGCAAGGGCAAGAAGUCGAAAAAGACGGAGCAGCAAACGCAGCAGCAGCAGCAGCAGCAGGAGCAUGCCUCGAGUGCACCGGUGACGGAGGAUAACAGCGAGACGGGCCAGACGGGCAUGGGCGCAUCGUACUCGGCACUGAGCACCGGCACGGAUCAUGGCGCACACUACACGCAGACCACGAUCUAUCACGGAGGUUCCGGCCAUCAGGCACAGCAGGAACAGCAGCAGCAUCAGCAGCAGCAGCAGCAACAGCAGCACCAGCAGCAGCAACACCAAGCUCUUCUUCAGCAGCACCAUGACCAACUCCAGCAGUAUCACCAGCAACAGCAGCAACAGCAACAACUACAGCAGCAGCAGCAGCAGCAGCAGCAACAACAGUACGGUAGUCAAGAUGCCACUACCUUCUUUAACCAGCAGCUCAUCCAUUACGGCCAACAGGCAAAGUACGGUCCAUCUACCUUCCCGAGCCAGUCGUCGCAGGGUGCCGACUACGGUACGGCUCCACAAUCGACCGGUCAGGACGGUAGCAGCCAGCAGCAGUACGGUCAGUACGGUGGAUCGGACCAUUACGGUUCCGGCUCGAACCAUCAGGAGGUGAUGGUUUCUCCUCCGUCCGGAUCUGCCGCUUCCGGAUACGGCCAACAGCAACAACAGCAGGCAACUUACGCCCUGACGGCUCCAUCCAACCCGGGCGGUAGCUUCCAGCUCGAGUCUCAGCCACAGCCGUUCCAGCUGCUACAGUUUGCACCGUUCCAGUACCAGACGCCGACCGGUUUCUCGCUGCCAACGGCUCGAUAAAGUGUGGGAUCAUGAUCAUCGUUCCCAUCAUCGUGAGACUGACACCCUUCAAAAGCAAAGCCAAAGACACCCUUCUGUAGCCUGCGCGCACAUCCAUGGCUAGAAUCGGAGUUCGCCCGGACCGAUGCCGUUUGGAGGAUUCGUUAACUUAUGUAGCCCACCGUGCGCGGGGCUAGGGCGCAGUGAAUGGUUUGUUUUGUUGUUGUUGUUUUUUUAUAAUGAUUCUUGUGUACUUUUUGUGUUUAGUAUUAUGAAAACGUUUUGUUUCUGUUUUUGUUUAUUUGCCAAUUUUAAUGCCCGGUCAACAACCGGUGGCUGGGAGGUGAUCGUACGGGCGAAAGGGCGUACUUGAGACGACCCACGGAUGGGCUGUUUUUGUGAAACAGUCUGCAUCCGUGAUUCGAUCGUAGAGAGUCGCUUUCGCCCCCAUUUCGAUCCUCCUGUACACCGUUGCAGACAUACACACACACACAUACACAUACGCCUGGCGAUCGCAUGAUAAAAAGAUCGCAGAAAAUCGAAAUUUAAAAAUGAAGGUGCAUCGCUUCGAUGCGACCUUUGUUUGCUAGAGGCUAAGAUGGCUGCUAAGUAGUAGGAUCAAAAUGUUAACAGACUCCUUUUCCGAUGGCUGGCAGAUAACAGACGCGCCGCGUGCUUGUAAUGAGUACUGUUCUCGUCCGCAAGCACGAGCUGGUCGGUCUCGCUCAGGAAUGGCGGAAAGGGAAUUUUAACGUUUGGACUUUUACCGUAUUAUUGUACAUAUUAUUCUUCCUUCUGUUGAAGACACCACUGUGGCUGACGCUGAGCCGUAGAAUUGAUGCUAUUGUUGCAUAAUAAAAGUUGAAAAAAUCAUA
This is a messenger RNA of Anopheles coluzzii, 4158 nucleotides long. RefSeq lists its product as uncharacterized. The transcript has 2 exons. Bases 1247 to 3304 code for a protein of 685 amino acids. NCBI's taxonomy places the organism in Eukaryota, Metazoa, Arthropoda, Insecta, Diptera, Culicidae. The record is from RefSeq and is a predicted model, not a curated record.